GUGUGUACUGGAGUACAGUUGGCGUGUUGCGCCCGGCUCUAGCAGAAUAAUUCAGCUAUCGAUAAAUCCUAUCCCAUUCCCAUGGUUUGGAAGUUCAAAGGCUAAGUUGAAAGCUUGUCUUAGGUAUGGCGCGAUGGAUCAGCGCCGCCCUGCUGCUCUGGGCGGGGAUCAUCCUCCUCCACCUCGGCGCGGCGCAAUCCCACGGCGGAUCCCAUGACGAUGAUGCGGAUGCGGAUGCUGCUGCAGCUGAUCACGAUUUGCGAGACAAGGGUCUCAUUCUCACCAAGGUAUGGUGCUUGAUCAUCGCGUUCGUGGCGACCUUCUUGUCUGGAAUCUCGCCCUACUUCUUCCGCUGGCAUUCGUCUUUUCUGGUGCUGGGCACGCAAUUCGCCGGCGGUGUCUUCCUGGGCACCGCGCUCAUGCAUUUCCUCUCCGAUGCCAAUGAGACAUUCGAGGAGAGGACCAGCAAAAGCUAUCCUUUUGCUUACAUGCUCGCCACCGCCGGCUACUUGCUCACCAUGCUCGGCGAUUGCAUCAUCUCCAGCGUCUACUCCAGGACCGAUGCUUCUCGCCACCACGCUGAUCCAGCCAAGCUACGCGAUGCCGAGGCCGCCACAGCCACCGCUGGCGAUGAUCUCACCAAGGAGGGUUCUACUGUUGGAGACAACACUCUCAACAUGAAGAACAUCGUCACCGCACCCGCCAUCGUCAAGGAGGCGUCCUUCGGCGAUAGCUUGCUACUCAUCAUCGCUCUUUGCUUCCACUCGGUGUUUGAGGGAAUCGCGAUCGGCAUUGCAGCGACCGAGCGAGACGCAUGGAGGAAUCUGUGGACGAUAUGCCUUCACAAGCUAUUUGCCGCCAUCGCCAUGGGAAUCGCGCUGCUCAAGAUCAUGCCCAACAGGCCCUUGCUCUCCACCUCGCUCUACUCCUUCGCAUUCGCCAUCUCCACGCCGAUUGGCGUCGCCAUUGGGAUCAUCAUCGACUCCACGGCUCAGGGAGCGGCCGCGGAUUGGAUCUACGCCAUCUCCAUGGGAAUCGCGUGUGGAGUUUUUGUCUACGUAGCCAUCAACCAUCUCCUGGCCAAAGGAUUUGUUCCCGAUCGCGCAUCAUUCUGGGACACAUCAUUCUACAGAUUUUUGGCGGUCGUGCUUGGCGCCGCCGUCAUAGCGGUGGUCAUGAUCUGGGACUAGAACACUACACACUUUUUCACUUUCAAAAGGCUGUCACACGUUUUUUUAUA
Selaginella moellendorffii is the source of this 1240-nucleotide messenger RNA. RefSeq names its product zinc transporter 11. NCBI's taxonomy places the organism in Eukaryota, Viridiplantae, Streptophyta, Lycopodiopsida, Selaginellales, Selaginellaceae. The record is from RefSeq and is a predicted model, not a curated record. Gene Ontology annotation, molecular function: zinc ion transmembrane transporter activity. The transcript is spliced from 4 exons. Gene Ontology annotation, biological process: zinc ion transmembrane transport. Bases 126 to 1190 code for a protein of 354 amino acids. Gene Ontology annotation, cellular component: membrane.